UCGACCUUCCAACUCGCGCGUGAAAUUCUCUGUCCAGCUCGAGAACAUUUGCGCGACACCUUGAAUUCCAAGUAAUCUACUUCACACGCAGCAAAUAUGUCUGACGACGAUUUCAUGCAAGAUUCCGACCAGGAGGGAUAUGAUUUCGAGUAUGAAGAAGAUGACGAGGAGGAGGGUGGCGAUGUCGAUAUUGAGAACAAAUACUACAACGCAAAGCAACUGAAAACCACCGACCCUGAAGGUGCCAUCGAAGAAUUCCUUGGAGUGCCAGCGCUGGAGCAAGAGAAAGGCGACUGGGGGUUCAAAGGUCUGAAGCAAGCAAUCAAGCUAGAAUUCAAGCUAGGAUUGUAUGACAAGGCCGUCGAACAUUACACUGAGCUACUCACCUAUGUCAAGAGCGCCGUCACUAGAAACUAUUCUGAGAAGUCUAUCAAUAAUAUUCUGGACUACAUAGAGAAGGGAUCUGAAGGUGAGGCAGCUGGUCGGUGUAUGGAGGAGUUCUACUCGCAAACCUUGCAAUCUUUCCAGAGUACAAACAACGAGCGUCUGUGGCUCAAAACCAACAUCAAGCUAGCGAAGCUCUACCUAGACCGGAAGGACUAUGCGACCGUUACAAAGAAGCUGCGCGAGUUGCAUAAGGCAUGCGAGAGAGAAGAUGGUACAGAUGAUCCAAGUAAAGGCACAUAUUCUUUGGAGAUUUAUGCCCAUGAGAUCCAGAUGUAUGCCGAGACGAAGAACAACAAACAACUGAAGAGACUCUACGAGCGCGCAUUGAAGGUCAAAUCCGCGGUGCCCCACCCAAAGAUCAUGGGAAUCAUUCGGGAGUGUGGCGGAAAGAUGCAUAUGAGCGAGGAGAAUUGGAAGGAUGCACAGAGCGACUUCUUCGAAUCCUUCCGAAAUUAUGACGAAGCUGGUUCACUGCAAAGAAUCCAGGUCCUCAAGUACUUGGUGCUCACGACGAUGCUUAUGAAGUCCGACAUCAAUCCCUUCGAAUCGCAAGAAACGAAGCCCUACAAGAAUGAUCCUCGAAUUGCCGCAAUGACCGACCUUGUUGAUGCAUAUCAACGUGAUGAUAUUCACCAGUAUGAGUCUGUCCUAAACAACAACCGAGACCUCCUAUCCGAUCCGUUCAUCGCCGAGAAUAUCGAUGAGGUUACUAGAAAUAUGCGUACCAAGGCGGUUCUGAAGCUUAUCGCACCUUACACCCGAUUCAACCUCGCCUUCAUCGGAAAGGCGCUCAAGAUCCCAGUUACUGAAGUCCAGGACAUUCUAGGUUUCCUAAUUGUCGACAAGAAGGUCAAAGGAAAUAUCAAUCAGCAAGAUGGAACGGUUGAGAUCGAGGACAACAGUGACGCUGAGCGAUUACGUGCAAUGACAGAAUGGACCUCUGCAAUCGAUACUCUUUAUCGGACCGUUUUCUCCGACGGCGAAGGAUUCAAGAUGCCCGAUGUGCAGCAGACGAGCGACGACGCUCUUGCGCACACUUUUGGAUUCUCAAAUGUCGGCUCAAAACUUUCCUGGGGACCGCAAGCCAAGCAAAAAGGUGGUGCUAGUGGACCGUCGUCAUUCUUGAUUUCCCCUCUUGACGACGAUCUCUUUGGUUACACAGCAUGAAGCCCUAGUCGAAAAGGAGUGAUACGCAUAAGGAAUUCCGGCUUCCGGUGGUAACACGCACAACGAAAUGAUAACGAUUUUCAACGAAGACGAACUGAACUCGGGAUGCUUGCAGAUUGUUAUGGCGUAUUGGGCAGGUAUCUAAGCACAGCGAUUGAUUCAUUCAGAAAAAUGUAAUUUACAGCACGUUGGUAGACAGGCAAGCGAAGACGAGCCAGACAGCGAUAUCGCUCGCGUACGUGCAUGGCAUGGCAUGGGUAGGGCAUUACAUACAUGCAAGAAUGCAUCGGAGCAGGAGUUCAACCUUGGAUCUUCCAUUGGACGUGUUUCAGGUUGCGUGCAUAUCGUAUGUUUCCCUGCAUGACAUUAUUUGCUCGUUUGAUUGGAAUGACAUGCCUUUUCCAGACGGUAUCUGAUCCGGUUGACUGUGAACGGGUAGGUUGUGGAUAUGAAAGUGAUGUGCUUCCCCUGUUUUCCUGCUUUUGCAACCUUGUUUGCAGCCAUGUGGAUCUGCUGUUGGUCUACAGUAUGAGUGGGUGUACGUCGGAGGAUACAUGACUGACUUCUCCCGUCCAGUGUGUGUGCCUGCCUAGACGUGCUGUACUGUAAAUCCCCUCGUCGUAAGAAAGGAAAAUUGAUGGCUUGCAUGUUUUUGUCACAUUUUCCAAGAUUUCCGGACCUACGGUCCUGCCUACUUUCAGGGUCUUCUUUUCUUGCUUGGCUUAAUGAAUGGCACCAGAUCUCUCUGCCUCUCUCUAGUAUCUGCCGCGCUAUGAAAUAGAGACCAGAGUUAGGUCAACACUGUGGUUUGUUCAUCUUUCUCUCGAUCCCACUCCCUACUGUAGCCUGCCGAGCCUGCCUGGAUCUUAACAACCGAAAAAUUUAUUUAAUAAUAUACCCUUCACAUCCCGCUCUCGCCCGCUGCUCGUCAACAUCGCCACCCUGAAUCUUCAUACCUAACCGUGGAGCCGUUACGGCCGAGAUAUAGAUACAUAUGCGCCACUACUGUACAACACCAUCCGGGGAACCCAUUCCGCCGCAAAGAUCGUCAUCUAGAGUCCCCCGUACCGUGCCUGCUUUGGACGGGGAAUCCAUGAAACGUGGUCAGGCAGGUAGAGGGAAGGAAUCAAGCUUCGGCUCUGGGAUUGUUCCUUGUUAUUCCUUUGUGACGGUAGGUAAUAUGGUAUGAUUUAGAGCUGGGAGGUCUUGUCGAAGUUGAAGAUAGAGUUUGAUUGUAAUUUUUUGAAUCUGGUUUUGAGACCUUGAUACCUUAGUCUGAAAUAAUUUAUUUACCCCUAAGUCUUGAACCUUUGUCUAUUGCAAUUGAGAAGUUAUCCCAACACCUAUCCACUAUUAAAUCCACACAGGCGAGGGAUCCCUCCUCCCGGUGUGCACCCCCGCGCGCGCGCGCCCGGACGCGGGCGGGCACUCCCUUCCUCAUCCCUGCUACCUUGUCAAUACAGUAGCACAUUUCCAAGUGGCUUCGCUUGCACAUCCCAUUCGGAGCGCUCCUUACCCCCUUGACCUUGACAAUAAUCCUACUCUCUGAAUCAGGCGAGCUGUGAGUGGUCGGGGAUGUCGGGGAGAGAAGCCUGGAUCCGCUGGGACUGGAGACUGGAGGUUGGAGGCUGGGACGGGAGAGGGAUGCUUGGUUUGGUUGGAAAAGGUGCUGGUAAUGGGAUCUCAUCUUGCUUUAAGUUGGUGGUGCGUCAGGUGCUGCCUGGUGGGGAGGGUGAUGUGUUGUGCUACAGUACGGUAGGUAUGAUAUGAUAUGAUAUCGGAUGUGGAGAUAGUCGGGUUCGGGGAUCGGGGAAGGAGUUGAGAAGGCGUAGAAGGCUGAGGCGUGGCUUUGAGAUGAGAUGUAGAAGCAGCCAGGACUUGCAAUUCAUGUUAAAUG
Messenger RNA from Cadophora gregata, 3511 nucleotides. RefSeq lists its product as uncharacterized. Gene Ontology annotation, cellular component: COP9 signalosome. Lineage: Eukaryota; Fungi; Ascomycota; Leotiomycetes; Helotiales; Ploettnerulaceae. The transcript is spliced from 5 exons. The record is from RefSeq and is a predicted model, not a curated record. Gene Ontology annotation, biological process: protein deneddylation. Bases 97 to 1614 code for a protein of 505 amino acids.